AAGACAAAAUAUUUUAAAUUUCUAUAGGAAUUAGUAUAGGACUAUAGGAGUAUUUAGUAGUGAAACUUGAAUGGUUCCUAGCUUCUGCGUCUAUAUAUAUUCUUACAAAUUAAUUCUCAGGCUAUGCAUCCUCAUCAAUAAUCAUCAAACCAUUUCUCAUACAAUUAGCUUACACGCCAUGAGCAAUUACAACCAACCUCAAGCUUAUCCACCACCGGGCACGGCAGCAGCCUACCCGGUGGAGCCACCGGGAGGCUACAUGGCCCCUCCGCCACAAGCUGGUUUUGCGGUGAAUGAUCCACCCGCAGACACUCAGUCCAGAGGCGACGGAUUCUGGAGAGGAUGUUGUGCUGGUUUGUGUUGUUGCUGUUUGUUGGAUGCUUGUUUCUGAGCCUGAGGAGCAUUAUGCUUUGGAGAAAAAGAUGGUCGUUUCAGCUUUCAUUUAUUCAUGUGUGUUUAUUUUAUUUAUUUUCCACUUUUCAUAUCAUGAUUUGGGAUUAAAGUAUUGCAGUAUUAUACUAUAUGUUAACAAGAAUCAUGACUUAUUGUCAGCACUCAUGAUAUCAUUCGUGGGUGAGAUUGAAUGAUUGGGAUUAUGAAUAUUAUUAUAGUACUAAUAAAUAACUUAAUGUUGUAAGUA
Messenger RNA from Salvia splendens (bonfire salvia), 640 nucleotides. Its product is annotated as cysteine-rich and transmembrane domain-containing protein WIH1-like. The coding region runs from base 71 to 391 and encodes 106 amino acids. NCBI's taxonomy places the organism in Eukaryota, Viridiplantae, Streptophyta, Magnoliopsida, Lamiales, Lamiaceae. The record is from RefSeq and is a predicted model, not a curated record. Gene Ontology annotation, cellular component: plasma membrane. The transcript has 3 exons.